Molecule: messenger RNA, 2346 nt
Organism: Colletotrichum gloeosporioides
Lineage: Eukaryota; Fungi; Ascomycota; Sordariomycetes; Glomerellales; Glomerellaceae
Exons: 1
Coding region: 1-2346 (781 amino acids)
Biological process (GO): double-strand break repair; replication fork processing; mitotic intra-S DNA damage checkpoint signaling
Cellular component (GO): nucleus; Holliday junction resolvase complex
Molecular function (GO): DNA binding; nuclease activity
Source: RefSeq, a predicted model, not a curated record
AUGCCUGCGGAGGUCAUCAACCUGCUGUCUAGUCCCUCUCUAGGGCCGUCGCCAAUCCAGCCCGCCCCUCGACCAGCACAACAAGCGGUAGCGACCGUGGCAACUGCGCUCGACUACGACGAUGAUGUGUUCGAUCUGACGGCAGACUCUCCGGAGUUGAUUCCAGAAUCAGCAGAGAAGCCGACUGCCCGAUCCGAACAACCAUCAAAACCCACCUACUCCCCUAGAAGCGUAUCCGGUGCAAAGCGACCACGGGACGAGCAACCUGUCAACGAUGCGCCGGUCUACUACAUGUCAGAUGACUUCGACACGACGAUCGAUCUCGACAGCAGUCUACCCCUUAAGAAGGUGCCAGACUCUGAUACUAGGGAAACCAAGAGACUGCGUCUUUCGCCAAUUGGAGGCGGAGCCGGUCGCACGUUCGACAGGUCGCAUUCUGUUGCCGAUCAGCCCAGCCGACCGCCUGUAAAGCAAUCUGGCGGUUUCCGGCGAGCCCAGACUUUGGAUGAUCCGAUCGAUUUCUCCAGCUCACCCGGACUUCCGCGCCCCGCGACGAGCAAUGUGGCAGCGGGAAAGAUUUCUAAGACAAUCGAGUCCGAUGACCCAUUCGCUUCGUCACCUCCUUCGGCGCAGCCAGCACCAAGACAGCAGAGCUUCAAUGAAGGCGCAACCAAGGCUCCAUCCCCGAAGAAAGACCGUAUAGACUACGAUCUUACCUCCGAUGACCCCUUCGCAAGCUCACCUCGACCGCCACCGAAACCCCCCGCAGAGCCAGACACGAUUUUGUUAGACGACGACGACAGCGAUGACGGUAUUUUUGCAAAGCCCCCGCGACGGGCAGCAGCUUCAAUCGCAAACCCACGAUCUCCAAAACCCACAAGCAGGUCGCUAGACAAAGGAAAGCAGAGGGCAGAAUCGCCAAAGAGGAGGGCCGACUGGGAUCCAAUAUCCAGCUCCGCGCCGGAACGACACGUCCCAAGCGACCCGUUCUCCUCGCCACCGCCACGAAGGACGUUCACCAAGUCCGUCAGCGAAAUUAUUGACCUGAGCGAUGACGAGCCGGCACCAAGGACCGUCAACCCCGACUCGGACGAUGACUUCCCAGAUCUCGAUAACUUCGAUGCUAGGAGGCUGAAGGACCGAGUCGAGACGAAGAAGACGAGUUACAAGGCCUCAUCGACGAAGAGCAAGUGCACCAGUGCUCGGACUACAACCAAGAAGUCGGCCGACGAUCGGGCAAGGGAUAAAGAAGCAAAGGCAGCGGAGCGGGAGCGAGAGAAGGACCGCAAGAGGCAAGAGAAGGAGGCUGCAAAGGAGCAGAAGGCCAAGGAAAAAGAGCGCGCCGCUGCGCUGGCAGAGGUCAACAAGAUCAGGACCGACAAGAAGGUCUCGACACCGGAGAUGAUUGCAGAUCUCCCUUCAAGUCUUCCCGCUGCCGUUACCCUUCAGAUCCAGACGCUACUCAAGGAUCUCGACGUCCAGCAUGAGGCCUGGGAUAGCCCCGUGGAUAACGUCGUCAAGUGGAGAAGAAAGGUAGCCAGCCGCUUUAACGAAGAGCUGGGACACUGGGAGCCGAUGCCGAUGCACAUUGAAGACGACAAGUUCGCGCUGGUCAUUGUGAACGCGUCCGAGUUCGUCACAUACGCACUUGGCCCCGAAGGCAACAACCUCGAAGCUCACGUGUUGAGGAUGAAGCGCCAUUUCCCGACGCAGCAGCUCAUUUACCUGAUCGAGGGUCUAACGCCAUGGAUGCGCAAGAACCGCAAUGUCCGCAAUCGACAAUUUGCUUCUGCCGUACGCAAUGAGGAACCAGCUGAAUCCUCGACAAGUGCCCCAUCGCGGCGCCGCAAGAACCAGCAGCCGCGGGAGUACAUCGACGAGGAUACGAUUGAAGACGCCCUGCUGGAGCUGCAGGUGAUGCAUAAUGUGCUCAUCCACCACACGUCCGCGGCCGUCGAGACUGCGCAAUGGGUUGCUAUCUUCACCCAGCAUAUCUCGACCGUACCCUACCGCAAGCAGCGCGAGGCAGCCAACGCUGCUGGGGCGGGCUUCUGCAUGGAGACUGGCCAGGUACGCACGGGAGAAGACAUCAAGGACACCUAUGUGCGGAUGCUGCAGGAGAUUGUGCGCGUCACGGCUCCCAUUGCAUGGGGCAUCGCCACUAAGUUUGAGACGGUGCCGAAGCUUGUGAAGGGGUUGGAGGAGGGCGGGCCGCUGGUUCUUGAGAACAUCAGAAAGAGCACAAACAAGGACGGUGGGUUCUCUGACAGGGCCGUGGGGAAGUCCGUCAGCAAGAGGGUGCACAAGGUCUUUACUGGGCGGGAUGAAUGGAGUACCGAUGUGUAG